Messenger RNA from Paramecium tetraurelia, 876 nucleotides. RefSeq lists its product as uncharacterized. Gene Ontology annotation, biological process: dephosphorylation; negative regulation of MAPK cascade. The record is from RefSeq and is a predicted model, not a curated record. Lineage: Eukaryota; Ciliophora; Oligohymenophorea; Peniculida; Parameciidae. The transcript is spliced from 3 exons. Gene Ontology annotation, molecular function: protein tyrosine/threonine phosphatase activity; MAP kinase tyrosine/serine/threonine phosphatase activity. Gene Ontology annotation, cellular component: cytoplasm.
AUGAAUUCAGCAUAGGUUUAUCACAUAAUCAGCGAUAAAUUUCAUUCCUUAUAUAUGUCAAACAUCCAUUAGGCUGAUCAACUGAAUAUUCUCCGAUCGAGAAAUAUUAGGACUAUUAUUUGUGUGGAUAAGAGUCCUUCAAAACAUUACACUGAUUUUGCGCGAUACUAUUAAGUAUUUUUAUAAGAUGACAAAUCUACACAAUAACUUUAAAAUAUUUGUGAAUUGAUCUAGAAUGGAUUGAAAUUAUCAUCUAUUCUUGUAGUCUGUAAUAACGGAUUGUAAGGAGCACCCACUAUUGCAAUUGCAUAUCUCAUUAGCCAAGGUUGGAAAUACGAAAAAGCAUUCUAUUAUGUCAAAGAAAAACAUAAUCUCAUCAAUCCGACUCUUUAAUCAAAAAAACAAUUGAUUGAAUUUUAUGGUUCGAUAUCUAUUUAGUAACCUAAGGAGGAUGAAUUUACUAGAUUUACUUAGGUUCUUAAAGAGAUGUGGGAGAAGUAAGAAUAUUUUGAAGGUUCCCCUUGCUUCAAUCCUCUUACUGACUCUUUUCAAGAUGAUGGUACCAAAACCCCAGGUUUCAUUUCGCCUACUAAUGUGUUGAAGAUACGCAAUUCUAUUCGAAAACCAGCCUCUCGUAAAAGCAGCAUGAUUAGAAGCACUUCUUGUCAUCAAAGGAGCGAUCCCAAUCUCAAUUAUUCAUUUAAUUUUGAUGAAAUCAGAGAAUUAGAUUAGGAAUAAAAAUUAGAGAUAUAGUCACCACAAUUCUUGCAAGUUCAAGAAAUAUGCGAAGAGGAGGAGGAGGAACUAGUCAGAUUGAGACAUAGAAGACACAGAAGAAACAUCACAAGAAAUAAGAGUGCUCAUCAAAAUAUUUGA